This is a messenger RNA of Hippocampus comes (tiger tail seahorse), 2264 nucleotides long. RefSeq names its product RNA pseudouridine synthase domain containing 2 (gene rpusd2). The coding region runs from base 40 to 1788 and encodes 582 amino acids. NCBI's taxonomy places the organism in Eukaryota, Metazoa, Chordata, Actinopteri, Syngnathiformes, Syngnathidae. Gene Ontology annotation, molecular function: RNA binding; pseudouridine synthase activity. The transcript is spliced from 3 exons. The record is from RefSeq and is a predicted model, not a curated record. Gene Ontology annotation, biological process: enzyme-directed rRNA pseudouridine synthesis.
CACAUACGUGCGCCUGCUGUUGGGAAGAACCUCCCAGCGAUGCACGCGGCUUGGACGGUCGUAGCAUUUGGAAAAUUAACUCCACGCUUGUCAUUUUUACUUUGCGUUGAAACCACAAGACAUUUGGUGAACAAAACGAUAUAUGUUCAGUACAGUUCUUUAUCUUUUAAUUUCCGUAAAAGAGCUCUUUCUAGUCGUAGUAGCCUCACACUUUGGCCAAUUUUUACACAAGAGAACGUCACAAUUCGUUGUGAGUCUCCCAUGGAACUGGAAGCUACCACUCCGGUGGAAGAAAGCAGCCCGGUGUCAGCUGAGGGAACCGCUGUGGAAGAGGCUAAAGUAACCGGCAAACGGAAAAGCGACGAGGUGAGCGGCAGGGGAAAAAAGCGCAGAGGAGACCGAGGAAAGAAGCUCCGUCCCGGGGAGAGAUAUGUGCCUCCUCCGCAGAAGCGUAACCCUGGUGUCAGUUUCAGCCAGGAACAUUUCGACGAGACCUCGUACUACUUCGAGGACGGCCUGCGGAAAGUACACCCGUAUUACUUUGACUUUAAGACCUACUGUAAAGGUCGCUGGAUAGGGAAGACCCUUUUGGAAGUGUUUCAGAGUGAGUUCCGAGCAGAGUCCAUUGAAUACUACCAGAAGGCUGUCAAAGAGGGUCGCAUCCGCUUGAAUGAGACCCCCGUGGAAGACCUGUCAGUGGUACUCAAGAACAAUGACCACAUGGAGAAUACAGUCCAUCGUCACGAGCCCCCUGUCGUAGGCAAGCCUCUGGAGGUCCUGGUGGACGAUGGAAAAGUCCUUGUGGUUGACAAGCCCGCUUCCAUCCCCGUCCACCCUUGUGGCCGUUUCCGACACAACACGGUGAUUUUCAUCCUGGGCAAAGAGCGAGGGAUCUCGGAGCUGCACACGGUCCACAGACUGGACCGGCUCACCUCGGGAGUGCUGCUCUUUGCCAGGACUUUGGAGAUCUCGAAGAAACUGGACCAGCUGGUGAGAGACAGACAGCUUGAAAAGGAAUAUGUGUGCCGAGUGGAAGGUGAGUUUCCAGAGGGUGAGUUGGUCUGCGAGGAGCCCAUCCUGGUUGUGUCCUUUAAAAUUGGGCUCUGCCGUGUGGACCCGAAGGGAAAGGACUGUCGGACGGUGUUCCAAAGACUGAGUUUUAAUGGCAAGACAAGCGUGGUGCGUUGUUUGCCCCUGACUGGCCGCACUCAUCAAAUCAGGGUGCACCUCCAGUACCUGGGAUUCCCCAUCCUCAAUGAUCCCAUCUACGGUGCCUCCGCUUGGGGUCCUCACAGGGGAAAAGGGGGGUUGGUGGGAAAGAGUGAUCAGGAGCUCUUCAAAGCUCUGGUUGAGGAACAUCAGGGCCAAGAGGUCCUCCACCUGCUGGAUGGAACUGACAAUGGCAGCAUGUUGUCUCAAGAGGGACAGAAGGAUAAUAAUCUGGGAGAUGGUUCACGUGAAGCUGAGAGGAGUGGAGAAACUCACCAGUCACAGUCUGGUAAAAUAAUACCGCAGGCCAAUGUGAAGGAGGCGGCAUGUGCUUCAGAUGUUGUCAGUGACAACAUCUUUCUUAAAGAAUCUCAGGACCCUCUUCCAGAUACAUUACAUGAAGAUCAAAUGCAGACAAGAACAGACCCCCUGUGUAGUGAGUGCAAGCUAGUACGAGCUGACCCCACCGAAAAAGAACUCAUCAUGUACUUACACGCUUUGCGCUACAAAGGACCCGACUUUGAAUAUUCUACACGGUUACCUGACUGGGCCAAAGAUGACUGGUUGGAAGUGGACUGAUCCAAGAACUCCACUGAAAGAGUCAUUGCUUUCCACAUGAGAUGAAUUUUGCCGUGAUUUUCAUGGGGGGUUGACUGGAAAAAUAUUCCAAAAUAUGCAUUUGUUUUAUUGCCUUCUGUUCUUACAAGAAUUAGCGUUCCCAUCUGGUACCAACCACAUUUGUUGGCCAUGCUACAAAUCACAUGCAUCCAAUGAAAAAGAUGGCAUAGGAUGAAGAAAGGACAUUACAAUUUUAUUUUUAUUUUGUACUGGUAUGUGAAAAUGAUUGGCCACUUAUGAUUGGGCCUUAGAGUUUCAUUUUUCUGCUACAUUUUCAUAAUGACAGGGCAAUUCUGAUGAGGACACCAAGGACACUUUAUAGUGACAAUGACCAAGUUUCAGCUCCAGAAAUGUUUCAGCCAACCUGUAUGGAGUGUUUCUGAUCGUGAAUGUUCAAGGAAUAUUUUCCCAUGAUGAAUAAAUCCAGUUACUUAAAA